GUGCCGGGCGGGGCGGGGCGGCGAUGGCGGGGAUGGCGGAGGCGCUGGCCAAGGAGCGGGCGGCGGCGUUGGGCGAGGGGCGGCACGGCCGCGCUGUGCCCUACCUGGGGCAGCGCUUCGAGACCCUGCGCCAGGAGUGCCUGCAGCAGGGGCGGCUCUUCCAGGACCCCUCCUUCCCCGCCGGCCCCAGCGCCCUCGGCUACCGGGAGCUGGGGCCCCGCUCGCACAAGACACAGGGCGUCGUCUGGCGCAGACCCACGGAGCUGUGUUCCAGCCCCCGGUUCAUCACGGGAGGAGCCACCCGCACGGACAUCUGCCAAGGGGCCUUAGGAGACUGUUGGCUCUUGGCAGCCAUUGCUUCUCUCACCCUGAAUGAAGAAAUUCUGGCCCGUGUUGUUCCCAAAGACCAGAGCUUCCAGGAUAAAUAUGCAGGAAUUUUCCACUUCCAGUUCUGGCAGUAUGGGGAGUGGGUGGACGUGGUGGUGGACGACAGGCUGCCCACCAAGAACGGGGAGCUGCUCUUCGUGCACUCGGCGGAGGGCGGCGAGUUCUGGAGCGCGCUGCUGGAGAAGGCCUAUGCCAAGCUGAAUGGCUCAUAUGAGUCCCUCUCUGGUGGCACCACCACCGAAGGCUUCGAGGACUUCACUGGCGGCAUUGCAGAAUGGUAUGAGCUGCAGAAGCCACCCCCCAACCUCUUCAAGAUCAUUCAGAAGGCACUCCAGAAAGGCUCUCUCCUUGGCUGCUCCAUUGAUAUCACCAGUGCUGCAGAAACAGAAGCAGUCACUUCCCAGAAGCUGGUGAAGGGACACGCGUACUCGGUCACCGGGGCACAGGAGGUGAACUUCCGAGGGACAGUGCAGAAGCUGAUCAGAAUCCGAAAUCCCUGGGGAGAAGUGGAGUGGACUGGGAAAUGGAAUGAUAACUGCCCAAACUGGAGUGGUGUUGACCCUGAGGUGCGGGAGCAACUGACCAGAAGACACGAGGAUGGGGAAUUUUGGAUGGCGUUCCACGACUUCCUGAGGCAUUACUCCCGCCUGGAGAUCUGUAACCUGACUCCAGACACCCUGGCAAGUGACAGGUACAAAAAGUGGAGCCUGCAGAAGCUGGAUGGCAACUGGAGGCGAGGAGCCACUGCAGGGGGCUGCAGGAACUACCCAAACACAUUCUGGACCAAUCCUCAGUACUUAAUCAAGCUGGAGGAAGAAGAUGAGGACCCUGAUGAUCCUGAGGGAGGCUGCACUUUCCUCAUUGGGCUGAUCCAGAAGCACCGUCGGAGGCAGAGGAAGAUGGGGGAGGACAUGCACACCAUCGGCUUUGCCAUUUAUGAGGUGCCCCCAGAGUUUUCUGGCCAGACAAAUAUUCAUCUGAGCAAAAACUUCUUCCUGACCAACAAAGCCCGGGAAAAAUCCAAUACCUUCAUCAACCUCCGGGAGGUGCUGAACCGCUUCAAGCUCCCUGCAGGAGAAUACAUCAUCGUGCCCUCCACCUUUGAACCCGACAAGAACGGGGACUUCUGCCUCAGGGUCUUCUCUGAAAAAAAUGCAAACUCCACGGUGAUAGAUGAUGAAAUUGAAGGCAAUUUUGAUGAGACUGAGAUCAGUGAAGAUGACAUCGAACCCAGCUUUAAAAAGCUUUUUGGGCAGCUAGCAGGAAAUGAUGCAGAGAUCUCUGCCUUCGAACUGCGCAGCAUCUUGAAUAAAAUCCUGGCUAAACGCCAAGAUAUUAAAUCUGAUGGCUUUAGCAUUGAGACAUGCAAAAUAAUGGUUGACCUGUUAGAUAAUGAUGGGAGUGGCAAACUGGGACUGAAGGAGUUCCACACCCUCUGGACAAAGAUUCAGAAAUACCAGAAAAUUUACAGAGAAAUUGAUGUGGAUCGAUCGGGUACCAUGAACUCGUAUGAGAUGAGGAGGGCACUGGAAACAGCAGGGUUCAAACUGAACUGCCAGUUACAUCAGGUCAUCGUGGCUCGCUUUGCUGAUGAGGAUCUCGUCAUUGACUUCGACAACUUCGUGCGCUGUUUGAUUCGGCUCGAAACCUUGUUCAAAAUGUUUAGAAAACUGGAUACUGAGAAAAGUGGGACAAUAGAAUUGAACCUUGUUAAUUGGCUGUGCUUCACUGUCAUUUGAGCCACUGGCAUCAGCCUAGACUCAACAAGAGCAUGGUCAGGUGAAGAUAAUCAAGCUAUAUACAAGGAAUAUCCAAACAUGAAUGUGCCUUAACUUACACAAAGCUAGCAGAUUUUGCAUGCAAUUGCAAGAAGAAAAGCAUUCUACUUCCACAGAAGAACCUGCAACCUCAUUUUUAUGGGUCUGACAAUCUGUGCCUAAUAUCAUACAGCCUCUGGACAAAGGCUUUAAUUUAGUAUCAAUCCUCAGUGCAAGUUUUGAAAACACUGCUUUGCUAUUAUCUUUGUAUUUAAGGCAUUUUACAGGACUUCAGGAAGAAAAGCUCAUUAUAGCUUGACAAUCUGGUUUUAAAAAGCGCUUUUUGAACAACAUCCUGCAUAUCUGAAAUUAGUAAAGAGAUAGUAAUGCAUAUCUAAACACCUGUACUCAGAGAUAGGGGUUCCAAGCCCCAGCACUAUCCUAAGUUAAAUAUUCUUUAAAGAAUUUGAGUAGCAAGUACAUCUUUGACCAAAGUGAGCAUUGAUGUGCCUGGAGCAGGUGGCUGUUGGCAACAAGAUUUUUCCAAGAGAAAGCCCAUGCUUUCAGGCAGAAUCUUGAGUUCCUGUAUCUUAUUUAUCUUCCUUUGCGAUACAAGAAAGUAUUUAAAUUUAAAAAAAAAAUAGAAGUAAAGUUUGUCAGACUUAUUUCUAGUGAAAAUAAGCACUUUUUGGUUUUUUUCUUAGAGACAGAUCAUCACAGUGCACAUGCAGAGCCUUUUGCUUUCAGGAACAGAAGUUGCUGCCCUUUAAAGGGGAAAACCAGCAUGCUGAAGCUGAUUGUGAGUGUGUGGCAGUUAAUGAAAUGUUAGAUAAGCUGAUACUUUUAAAGAUUAAUGCUUGAACAGCCAAAGAUUUAUAAGAUAGAUAACUGAUACUCCAUACCCCACACUCAAGACUGUUGAAAUCAGAGGCUGUGACCAUGAGCCAAUUGCUGCUGCCUUUAGUGUCCCCACCUGAAGAACUGUGGGGAAAUUUCUUCCUUAGAAACUCUUUCUUCCUUUUGGGCACCUUUUCAGAAAGCAGUAGGACUUACCUAGUAGGAAAACAGGAACCUGUAGGGUGAGGCACUUUCUAAAUACCCUUAAGGAAUUACUUGCUCCUCUGUUAAAUACUGUUCAGUAUCAAAUUAUUGCCAAAUCGAGAGAUAGAAAGGAUAGCUCUAUAGGACAGGUUUUAUUUGGAAAAUACCUGUAUCAAAGUUGGGUUUCCCCCCUAAGUAUGUCCCUUAGCUUUGAAGGUUAACAAUGUUACACUAACAGCUUCAGCUCAAUUUUAAAUACAGAAAAACUACCUAGAAUGGAUGGGGGAGGAGGGGU
This is a messenger RNA of Onychostruthus taczanowskii (white-rumped snowfinch), 3480 nucleotides long. RefSeq names its product calpain 2 (gene CAPN2). Gene Ontology annotation, biological process: proteolysis. Bases 24 to 2126 code for a protein of 700 amino acids. NCBI's taxonomy places the organism in Eukaryota, Metazoa, Chordata, Aves, Passeriformes, Passeridae. Gene Ontology annotation, molecular function: calcium-dependent cysteine-type endopeptidase activity; calcium ion binding. Gene Ontology annotation, cellular component: cytoplasm. The transcript has 21 exons. The record is from RefSeq and is a predicted model, not a curated record.